Molecule: messenger RNA, 2253 nt
Organism: Sciurus carolinensis (gray squirrel)
Lineage: Eukaryota; Metazoa; Chordata; Mammalia; Rodentia; Sciuridae
Gene: Usp21
Product: ubiquitin specific peptidase 21
Exons: 13
Coding region: 200-1981 (593 amino acids)
Biological process (GO): protein deubiquitination
Cellular component (GO): cytoplasm
Molecular function (GO): cysteine-type deubiquitinase activity
Source: RefSeq, a predicted model, not a curated record
GUGGCCGGGCGGGACCAACAAAGAUGGCGGCGGCCCUUGCGGCGGGAGCGAUCUGGGCAACAGCUGCGGCUAAAGCUGCAGCCCGGCCGGCGGGGGGGCUGCACGGGGGUAGGAGGGGGUGACCCUGAGCUGGAGCCUGGCCCUGGCUGGCCUCCCCUGCCACCUCGCUGGGGGACAGGUCCAGCCUGUGGUGUCCGCAAUGCCCCAGGCCUCUGAGCACCGCCUGGGCAGGACUCGAGAACCACCUGUCAAUGUCCAACCCCGAGUGGGAUCUAAGCUACAAUUUGCCCCCCGGGCCCGCAGCAAGGAGCGCCGCAACCCAGCCCCUGGGCCAAACCCUUUGUUACGACCUUUGCCUCCCCGGCCAGGUCCCCCUGAUGAACGGCUCAAGAAACUGGAGCUUGGACGGGGACGGACCUCAGGCCCUCGUCCCAGAGGCCCACUUCGGGCAGAUCAUGGGGUUCCCCUGCCUGGCUCACCACCCCCAACUGUGGCUCUGCCCAUCCCAUCCAGGACCAACCUAGCCCGUUCCAAGUCUGUGAGCAGUGGGGACUUACGUCCAAUGGGGAUUGCCUUGGGAGGGCACCGUGGCACUGGAGAGCUGGGGGCUGCACUGAGCCGCUUGGCACUCCGACCUGAGCCACCCACUUUGAGACGUAGCACUUCUCUCCGACGUCUUGGGGGCUUUCCUGGACCCCCCACCUUGCUCAGCAUACGGACAGAGCCCCCCACUUCCCAUGGCUCCUUCCACAUGAUAUCUGCCCGGCCCUCUGAGCCUUUCUACUCUGAUGACAAGAUGGCUCAUCAUACGCUGCUUCUGGGCUCUGGUCAUGUUGGCCUCCGAAAUCUAGGAAAUACAGUAAGAGCCAUUCUGUUCCUCCUCUCUAAAAGGAAAUGUGAAAUGUGCUUCCUGAAUGCCGUGCUACAGUGUUUGAGCAGCACUCGGCCUCUUAGAGACUUCUGUCUACGAAGGGACUUCCGGCAAGAGGUGCCUGGAGGGGGCCGAGCACAAGAGCUUACUGAAGCCUUUGCAGAUGUGAUUGGUGCGCUCUGGCACCCUGACUCCUGUGAAGCUGUGAAUCCUACUCGAUUCCGAGCCGUCUUCCAGAAAUAUGUUCCCUCCUUCUCUGGAUACAGCCAGCAGGAUGCCCAAGAGUUCCUGAAACUCCUCAUGGAGCGUCUACACCUUGAAAUCAACAGACGAGGUCGCCGGGCUCCACCAAUCUUGGCCAAUGGUCCAACUCCCUCUCCACCUCGCCGAGGAGGGACUCUGCUUGAAGAACCUGAGUUAAGUGAUGAUGAUCGAGCCAACCUAAUGUGGAAGCAUUACCUGGAGCGAGAGGACAGCAAGAUUGUGGACCUGUUUGUGGGCCAGUUGAAAAGUUGUCUCAAGUGCCAGGCCUGUGGGUAUCGCUCCACGACCUUCGAGGUUUUUUGUGACCUGUCCCUGCCCAUCCCCAAGGUGGGAUUCCAGAGGAUUCCAGGGGUGGAAGGAACACAGAAGGGAUUUGCUGGGGGCAAGGUGUCUCUGCGGGAUUGUUUCAGCCUUUUCACCAAGGAAGAAGAGCUAGAGUCGGAGAAUGCCCCAGUGUGUGACCGAUGUCGGCAGAAGACACGAAGUACCAAAAAGUUGACAGUACAAAGAUUUCCCCGAAUCCUCGUGCUUCAUCUGAAUCGAUUCUCCACCUCUCGAGGCUCCAUCAAGAAAAGUUCAGUAGGUGUAGACUUUCCACUGCAGCGACUGAGCCUGGGGGACUUUGCCAGUGACAAAGCCGGAAGCCCUGUUUACCAGCUUUAUGCCCUUUGCAACCACUCCGGCAGUGUCCACUAUGGCCACUACACAGCCCUGUGCCGAUGCCAGACUGGUUGGCAUGUCUACAAUGACUCUCGUGUCUCCCCUAUAAGCGAAAAUCAAGUGGCAUCCAGUGAAGGCUAUGUGCUGUUCUACCAACUGAUGCAGGAGCCAACCCGGUGCCUGUGACACCCCCUUUAUGCCCUGGCACCUGUGAAAUCCUUUCAACAUCCUUAAGUCCCAGGCUCCCCAUUUACCUCAGAGACGUCUAUUUUUGUGUCUUUUUAAUCGGGGAGGGGGGAGGGGGGUUGUAGCUCCCAUUAUUUUUUUUAUUAAAAAGUACCCUUCCACCUGGAGGCUCCCUUGUCUCCCAGCCCUGUGUACAGAGCUUACCAGGCCCCUGCCCAUGUACAGCCCCCAUACCCUCUGCAAUCUUACUUUUUGUGAAUAAAUUUAUUAAG